AUGAACCUUAGUGUAUCCUCUGGCUACGAGUCAUACUCGUACCGGCUCGACCCUCAUGACGAAGUCGACGAUGGCUAUGCUGCGAAGGCUUUUCGUCCGGUUUCCGAUCAACAAGUUCUCCUCAGGAGGCGCCAUGUGCGGAACAAGCGUCGGGAGACUUUUGAUGCCGUCAGACUCUGCCUGCGCAUUUUCAUCCUUUUACUUGAUCUUAGCAUUCUGAGUUUACUUAUUCAUGGAGUUAAUAUUUGGGAGACAACAUAUACCUCUGUGGACAGAAACGAGGACGGCUGGACGAGAACUCAAUGGGCUUCGGUCAAAAUGCUCUCGACUUGGUUAAUGCUAGUAAUUGCAGCAUUUGCAUCCUUUAUCCAGAUGGUAGCUAUAGCAACUCAUCUCAGUUUUCCCCAAUCAUUACGCGAUGGCUGGGUACAUACCGGCGCCGUGCUGGCCAGCUCUGGUAUUACAAUUGCAGGCUGGGUUGCUGCAACUGUUUACUUGAUUAUUGAUAAAGAAGUGCUUAGGAAUAGCCACUGGGACCUAUGGUCUUGGUCAUGCCAGAACAGGGCCCAGCAGAGCUAUAUUUCCUGGGCAAGUCUAUGCACAGAAAUAUCUUAUACGUUUAUUGCUGGUCUGGUUGUUAUAGUCUUGGAAAUUAUUGGCCUAGCUUUAUUUAUCAUUUCGCUGAGAGGGGUAUAUAUUGUUGGAAGGUACAGCAGGGCUAGCACAGUUUAUUAG
Messenger RNA from Fusarium oxysporum Fo47, 735 nucleotides. RefSeq lists its product as uncharacterized. The coding region runs from base 1 to 735 and encodes 244 amino acids. NCBI's taxonomy places the organism in Eukaryota, Fungi, Ascomycota, Sordariomycetes, Hypocreales, Nectriaceae. The transcript has 3 exons. The record is from RefSeq and is a predicted model, not a curated record.